AGCUGGCCAAGAUGGAAGCAGACGAGCUGUACACGCGACUAGUCAAGGAGACCCGAGGUUCUCUGGACGCCGCCGGUCACUCUAGUCAGAAGGAGCGUCCGAGCCCAGCGGAGCGAUCAGGCGUGGAGCGUGGCCAGGUGGUGAGUGGGGCGGUGGUGGCGGGGGACAGCUAUGAGGAACCCUCGUCCUACCUGAGUGACCACGCCGACGGGGAAGAGGAGGAGGAGGUCGGAGGUCACACGCCAAGGUCGCCGGGCGCCGCCGGGGAGAGCAACGACGAGGAUUUCUGAAUGAUUUACAAACAACGCUCGUCGUGUGACGCGGGAUUGGAUGGGCGAUUCUCGACAUGGCGAGAGUAACGACGAAGGAUUUCUGAGUGAUUCACGGCGCGUGGUUGGAUGAGGCAGGAGUCGCGACAUGGGAUUGGAUGAGAGAUUCACGACGUUCGCGACGCAGGAUUUGGGAUGAGACCAGGAAUUUUUGUUUUUGUGAAAAAUGUUCUGGAUGCUUGUUUCUUGUUUGGUUUUCAUUUUCCACAAAAAUAACCUCGAUGAUUGCAAUGGGUACUUUUUAUUUAUAAAAUUUGUCUUCGACACUUUUAGAAGAACAGCAAGUGGCAUCCCGGAUUAUGUUUUAUAGAGGUUUAUAUAUAUAUCUUUGACUCUUUUAGAAAAAUGGCAAGUAUUUACAUGAAAUUGGUAAAAUGUUGUCCAUGGUUAUAUUUUACAGCUAUGCUACGUCUUUUACAAUUUUACAGUUAUGAUAGCAAGUGGGGAAACAUACAAAGGGAACAAAGUGGGAAUUAUAACUGAAAUAUUUUUUUAAAAUAAGACAUUUUCUGACAAAACCAUUUUCCUCCUGUAGGCUACCAUACCCAUAUCGGAAUUUCCCUAUUUUUUUCCUUUACAUGGUGAGCUGGGUCUUGGAUCUUUUUUGUUGCUUUAACUUUAACCAUUCAGCACCUAAAGUGGCGUUGUGUGCGGAGUCUGUCAAUUCACACCUAGAGUGGCGUUGCGUCGUGUUUCAAUCAAAGAAUGCGCGACACUGUCAUGGUACACAUUUCUAUAAGAUAAGAUAAGAUAAGAUAUACUUUAUUAUCCCAGAGGGAAAUUUUUCUGGGCUGUACAGGACCGUAAAAACACACGCAGGUAUACAUAAAAAUAUUAAUUUGUACAUUGUUUAACUUUUUUUUUACCGAACAACCCUGUCAGCAAAUGAACAAAGAGAGUGC
Molecule: messenger RNA, 1231 nt
Organism: Aplysia californica (California sea hare)
Lineage: Eukaryota; Metazoa; Mollusca; Gastropoda; Aplysiida; Aplysiidae
Source: RefSeq, a predicted model, not a curated record